Ascochyta rabiei is the source of this 1554-nucleotide messenger RNA. RefSeq names its product aconitate hydratase. The coding region runs from base 1 to 1554 and encodes 517 amino acids. The transcript has 7 exons. The record is from RefSeq and is a predicted model, not a curated record. Gene Ontology annotation, molecular function: RNA binding. Lineage: Eukaryota; Fungi; Ascomycota; Dothideomycetes; Pleosporales; Didymellaceae. Gene Ontology annotation, cellular component: nucleus.
AUGUCAGACGAACGCCGCCCCCGAUCGCGCUUCGACAGCGACGAGCCUGAGCGCCCGGCACGCUCGCGUUUCGACACCGACCGUCGCUCGAGAUCGCCGUCGCGGAGGGAGUCCGACUCGCAUCGUGAACGCAGUCCCGUGACGCGCGAGGCCACAGACAGCCCCUCCCACCCGGGCGCGGGCCUGAAGAACAAAGCCGCGGCGGCGGCGGCGGCUGCGGCGGCGAGGAUCAAUGCGCAGAUCCAGGCGAAGAAGGGCAUCCAGCAUGUCGAUGUGCCGCCGAUUCGCUCUGCGCCUACCCCUCCAGUCGUCAGGUCCCCCUCCGCCAACCCAGCCCAGGCCGUCUCCAGCGAGAUGUACCAGCAAGACGGUGACUACAUCAAAGACAUUGAAAUCAACGAUCUCAGAAAUCGCUAUACUCUGACCAAAGGAGCUGUUCAAAAAAGGAUCAAAGACGAAACUGGCGCCGAUGUCACCACCCGAGGAGAAUACUACCCCGACAAGACCAUGGCCACGGCUGCUAACCCGCCUCUCUACCUCCGCGUCACCAGCACGUCCAAAGAAGGACUCGACACCGCCGUCAAGAUGAUUGAAGAGAUGCUGACACAGGAGUUGCCCAACCUGGUAGACGAGCGUCGCUUCCGUCGCCGUGAGCCUGAAAACUUUGAGCGCGACGAGUUCGGCCGACGGAAAUGGCCCGAAGAAAAACUCUCGGUAGGUUUGGAACCCAUCAGCGGCUUCAACCUGCGAGCACAGGUCGUCGGCCGUGGAGGCGACAACGUCAAGUACAUCCAGCAAGAAACAAGCUGCAAGGUUCAGAUCAAAGGCCGUGGCUCAGGCUUCAUGGAGCCCCAGUCUGGCCAAGAGAGCGAAGAGCCCAUGUUUCUUCACAUUGCUGGUCCUCGUCCUGAAGGUGUAGCCAAGGCCAAGGAGCUUUGCAACGAGCUGCUUGAAAAGGUGAAGGCUGAUUAUCAAGCGUUCAAGGACCGCCCUCCCCCAAACCGCUACGGCGACAGGGACAGCUACGGCGGCGGACGAGGCUAUGGUGACCGCGGCGACCGCGGCGACCGUGGCGACCGUGGCGACCGUGGCGACCGUGGCGACCGUGAUCGAAGCCAAAGUUACGGGUACGGAGGUGGAAGUGGAGGAGGAGGUGGCUAUGGUGGCGGCGGUUACGGUGCGCCAAACGGCGCUGCUGACCUCCCUGCUACCCCUGUUGGCGUCACAGAUGCGAACGCUCAAGCUGCUGAUUACAACGCUCAAUAUGCCCAGUGGGCCGCUUACUAUGCCAGCAAUCCAGCCGAGGAUCCCUAUGCUGCGUACGGCGGCUUUGCCGCCGUCAUGGCCCAAUACUCGCAGGGCUACGGACAGUACUACGGCCAAGGUUAUACAGCCGGACAAACGCAGUCCCCUGCACCCGGCGCCGGAGCUGCCGCACCACCACCACCACCACCCGCUGAGCCUGCAGGUUAUGGAGCGCCUCCCCCUCCUCCCCCGCCUGCUGGAUCGCCCGGAGCUGGCUACGGUGCAGUCCCUCCUCCACCAGGCCUGUAA